UCGCGCUGCUGACGUCACCCACGCAGAGCAAGAAACGUCAUGAGCGUCUUACUGCCCAACAUGGCGGACUUUGAUACCAUUUAUGAGUUAGAAGAGGAAGAGGAGCGGAUAGUGAGUGAGGAGCACCUCGCCAGAUACUGCCCCGAGCCCGUGGUGAUGCGGGGGGCCGGACACAUCACCGUAUUUGGACUCAGCAACAAAUUUGACACUGAAUUCCCCUCUGUUCUCACAGGAAAGGUUGCACCAGAGGAGUUUAAGACAAGUAUCAGCCGAGUAAACGCUUGCCUGAAGAAGAACCUUCCUAUCAAUGUGAAGUGGUUACUCUGUGGCUGCCUGUGCUGUUGCUGUACUGUGGGCUGCAGUCUAUGGCCCGUCAUAUGCCUCAACAAGAGGACGAGAAGAUCCAUUCAGAAAUUGUUAGAAUGGGAAAACAACAGACUAUAUCACAAGCUGGGACUGCACUGGAAACUCAGCAAAAGAAAAUGUGAGAGUAAUAACAUGAUGGAAUAUGUGAUUCUUAUAGAAUUCUUACCCAAAUAUCCUAUAUUCAGACCCGACUGAGAGGACUGUUGGGGGGAUGCAGGUGAAUGGCUCCUCACUCCUCUCCUUAGUGCCUUGUAUAUAUGUUGGAUUGAGGGUCGUCACAGGUGUCUCAGAAUGAGCCCCUCCUUCUCCCAGUAUCCUGUACAGUAGAAUUCGCAACACUGUCACUUUGCUUUAGAGCAGAUUUUGCACAUUUCCUGAUGUAGUAGAAAAGCUCCUGUGAAACGCACUCGGAUGUUUUUGUUACAUAAAAAGAAAAGAAAAAAAAAAACAUAUAAAAAACGAUGAUACUGUUUAAAAGUGCAUUUACCCCAAAGAGCCACCUGUCCUCCCACCUCCCACUUUUGGUGAUAAUGUUAAAAUCAAAGCACCCUUGGGUGUGUAUUUGCCUUAUGUUAAAUGUCAAAAGUUUGUUUGAAUUCUUUUUUUUUCUUUUUUUUUUAUCGGAGGUGCAUGUGCGGGGUACAGUAAUGCAGAAAUGCGUAGAGCGUUUUAUAGUCACACCUUUUUUGCAGCUAAUGAAUGGAUUGGGUAGGAUGUUUUAAAGUAGCUGAAAUAUUUGUCAGCAUGGUGUUUGUUUGGUUUUCUUCUCCCUGCGAUUGAUUGCCCUUUUUACAGGGGCGAGGUUUAAAAUAUCAGUUUUGGACAAGAUGUACAGUGUGGUAUGCCAUGUUUACAUGAUGUAAUUUAGCCGGUGAUUUAGUUUUCCGCCAAUAUAUUAUUGUAACAUAGAUUGUUUAUGAACCGCGUCUCUGUAACUUUCCAGUUUAUAUGGACCCGUUUACCUAGUAAGCCAUAAAACGUAUGUACUACAUGCCAGUCGAGUUAGGGCUGAAAAUUGCACUUGAGCACAUGUGGACAUCAGGCUUUCGGUUGAUUGUCCAUGAGGUUUAUUUUUCUUUUUUUUAGUAUGUAUUUUUUUUAUGUUGUGUUUAUUAAAAGAUCAGAAUUGGUGUUUUAAAAAUCAUUUGCCAAUUACAAUUUGUCAAACAUUUUGUCAUUUAUUUCAAUGUGAAAUUUAUCAGUUGUAUUUAUAUUGCAAACAUUAUUUCAAACCCUUUAUCUCCUCCUUUCCUUUUGCUCUGUUACUUUUAAAAACGUAGCUUUAUGGUCAGAUUAGUGUUUAAUUUUUUGUAGCUGAGGUCCAUUGUUACAGCAAGGUCGACUUCACGAUCGUGUUUGUCUCCUGCCCUGUGCGUCCCGAUCAUCUGCCGUUUAGGUUGGUGCACAUGGUUCCGUUCCAGCCCCUGUUCUUUUUAUUGUUUUGUUCUUGUUCUGUUAGUUUUGUUUUUGUUUUGUUUUAGUUUUUUCCUCCUAACUCGUAGUCAGCCUGCUGCAUUAGAGUGCCUCUGGAACGGUGGAUGAGGUUCGGACAGAGCUGUGCUUGAGGAACGUGUAUUCUUUGCCUAAUCAUAUGGAAACAGAGAAAUCCUCUCUCUGUAUUGGUCCUACUACAGAGUACCUGUACAUGUUUGUCUUUACCUAAUUCUAUGGAAAGCAUAAAUAAAUUCUUGAUUAUUAAUUA
This is a messenger RNA of Astyanax mexicanus (Mexican tetra), 2068 nucleotides long. It is a transcript of the gene chic1, whose product is annotated as cysteine-rich hydrophobic domain 1. The coding region runs from base 40 to 561 and encodes 173 amino acids. NCBI's taxonomy places the organism in Eukaryota, Metazoa, Chordata, Actinopteri, Characiformes, Acestrorhamphidae. The record is from RefSeq and is a predicted model, not a curated record. The transcript is spliced from 6 exons.